Messenger RNA from Prunus avium (sweet cherry), 1112 nucleotides. It is a transcript of the gene ING2, whose product is annotated as PHD finger protein-like protein. The record is from RefSeq and is a predicted model, not a curated record. Gene Ontology annotation, cellular component: nucleus. NCBI's taxonomy places the organism in Eukaryota, Viridiplantae, Streptophyta, Magnoliopsida, Rosales, Rosaceae.
CUAUUUCUUUUCUUUUUUCUUUCCAUGUUGAGGUUUUAAGCUAAACGACGCCGCUUGUCUGCAUUGUCCGGUUGAACAAGAAUUAGCAGAGAAACCCUAGAUAGCAAAAAUCCCCAAACUUCCGGAUAUGGCAAUUGUACGGACUGGAGUGUACGUCGACGACUAUCUUGAAUACGCAAGCACAUUGCCUGCUGAGCUCCAGAGGCUCCUCAACACCAUCCGAGAACUCGACGAACGCUCCCAAUCCAUGAUACACCAGACGAGGCAGCAGACUAAGUACUGUUUGGGAUUGUCUUCACAGAGCUCAAGGAAAUGGAACAAUAACCAUAACUAUAAUAACAAUGAAGAAGAUGAAGCGGCAAUUGAGAAAAUCCGAAAAGAAGUCGAAGCAAAUCAAGAUAAUGCAUUGAGUCUAUGUACUGAGAAGGUUUUGUUGGCGCAACAAGCUUAUGACCUGAUAGAUAGUCAUGUAAAACGACUUGACGAGGAUCUGAAUCACUUUGCAGAAGAUUUAAAGCAAGAAGGAAAAAUACCACCCGAUGAACCAGCAGUUCUUCCUCCAUUACCUAUAGCCCCUAAAAAUGAAAAGCGCAAGGCUGUUUAUGUAACACCUCAAUCAAAAAGGCUUGAUUAUAGGGAUAGGGACUGGGAUCGAGAGCGCGAUAGGGACUUUGAACUCAUGCCUCCCCCAGGAAGCCAUAAAAAGGAAUAUGCUCCUGUUGAUGUUGAGCAACCCAUUGAUCCAAAUGAACCUACCUACUGCGUUUGCCAUCAGGUCUCUUUUGGAGAUAUGAUUGCCUGUGACAAUGAAAAUUGCCAAGGAGGCGAAUGGUUCCAUUAUGCAUGUGUUGGGCUGACACCAGAGACAAGAUUCAAGGGAAAGUGGUAUUGUCCAACAUGCAGACUACAACCACAAAGUCAAUAAUUGUAUGUUUUGCACAGCCUAAGUUGCUUUAAUAAACCAUUCAUGUGUUGUUUCAGUAUCUUUUCCCUAGAAAGUGUGGGAAGAAGGCUAUGAGUCUAUGACUAUAAUCUGUAAGGUUACGAUUGUGAUGGAGAUGUGAUCUAUCAGAUUCUUACCUGUAUCUAUUUCUUUGCUCUUCCCUCUUUAA